AACGGUGACCUGCACGUUGAAUGAAACUUCAUUUUCGCUAUUUGGAAGGACAUUCUCAUUUUUCUAGUUGGGUGUUGGAAGUGGUCAUGGGCAUAAAGGUUCAGCGGCCUCGCUGCUUUUUUGAUGUAGGGAUCAGUAAUGUCCCCGUUGGCAGAAUUGUGGUGGAACUUUUUUCAGACAUUUGUCCUAAAACUUGUGAAAACUUUAGAUGCCUCUGCACAGGUGAGAAAGGCAUUGAAGGAACACAGAAACCUCUGCACUACAAAGGAUGUCUGUUCCAUCGAAUUGUAAAAGAUUUCAUGAUUCAAGGAGGAGACUUCAGUGAAGGUAAUGGAAGAGGAGGUGAAUCAAUCUAUGGAGGCUUUUUUGAAGAUGAGAGCUUUGCUGUCAAACACAACAAGGAGUACCUGUUGUCUAUGGCCAACCGUGGCAAAGACACAAACGGAUCACAGUUUUUCAUAACAACAAAACCUUCACCACACUUAGAUGGUGUCCAUGUGGUUUUUGGUCAUGUGAUCUCUGGUCAAGAAGUGGUGAAAACUAUGGAGAACCAGAAAACUGAUCCAAAUAGUCGACCAUAUGCAGACAUUAAAGUUUUAAACUGUGGAGAGCUUGUCCCUAAAUCAAAAGCAAAGAAAGAUGUAAAGGUUAAAGAUCGGGCCUCCUCCGGUUCCAGCGAUGCAGAAACUUCAUCACAUUCUUCAUCUGAUUCUGAAGAGUCCAACAAAGAAUCACAGAAGCGAAAGAAGGUGAAAAAGACAAAGAAGAAACAGAAGAAGGAGAAGAAAAGGUCAGAGGCUGAGAGCGCCGAUGAGGUAAAAGAUGAGAUACAGGAGGAGCUGGUUACAUCUACCGUACGUCCAGAAGAAAUCCCUCCCAUCCCUGAGAACAGAUUCCUCAUGAGAAGAAGCCCACAGUCGGUACAGAAACCAAGAGAGGAUGCUGAAAAGGAUCAGAAAAGCCAGGAAGGAAGGCCUCGGGAGAGAUUAUAUAAUUCUCAGUCAGCAUAUCACAGAAGACUUGUAACGACACGAUCUGGCAGGAAGAUUAAGGGCAGGGGUCCAAGGCGAUAUCGGACUCCAUCGCGCUCUCGUUCAAGGUCCAGAGAUCGUUUUCGCCGCAGUGAGACACCCCCACACUGGCGUCAGGAGAUCCAGCGUCAGAGGAUGAGGGCGAUCAACGCGGAGCGUUGGAUUAAGGGUGACAAGAGUGAUCUAAAUGAAGCUAAAGAUGACCCUGCUAAAGCUCCAAGAAGAGAGAGACGGUCCUCCAAAUCAAAGCAGGAACAUACAGUUGACAGUAAACGAGACAAGAAAAGUCACCGAUCCAAAAGCAAAGAAAAAGAGAGCGAACAGAAGGAUGAGAAGCACAGCAAACACAAGUCAAAGAAAAAAGCCAAAUCUCAAAGCCGCAGUAAAAGCAAAGAAAAGAGUAGAAGGUCAAAAAGCAGAGAGCGAGAUCACAAGCACAAAACUGAUGAACAAAAGCGUGGCUCCAGGAGCAAAGACCGAAAUGUCAAGAAGAAAGAAAGAGAGUCAGAAUCUAAUGAAGUUAAAGAAAAGAUUAGGCAGUCUGAGUCUGACAAAAAGUUUAGUGAUGACGCAAAAGGGCAAACUGAUGAGAAAAUUCAGAAGUCGCAAAGCAAAGAACGAACAACUGCAAAAGACAAAGACAGAUCAAGUAGCAGGAACAGAGAUGGGGAUAGACCGGCAACAUCAAAAGAAGAGAAACAUGAAAAAGUCAAAGAUAAGGAGCAGGCGCGUAGGAGUCCGGAAAGACGGCACCACAGUGAAAGGGAGGACAAGAAGCGUGGGACAUCCCGGAAUAAAGAACGUCGGAGCAGGAGUCGAGACAGAAACAAGACUAGAGACUCGCACAGGAGCCGACGCUCCAGAAGUAAGAGUCAUAACAGAGAAUGUAGCAGAAAUCGUCCUUCUCAUAGAAGGGACAAAGACCCAGAACCCCGCCAAAAGAGUUCCAAAAAGAAAAGGAGCAGCAGCUCUGAGAGUGAUGGAGAAAAAGAAAGGAAGAGGCGACGGGCAAGAAGCACGUCCAAGUCCAAAGACAGAAGAAGCCCACGACCGGAUCGUACAAAAGGUAAAGACAGAAACAACAGUAAGAGGCACAAAUCAAGCUCCAGUUCCAGCUCAGACAGUGACUGAGUCUGUGUUAAUCA
This is a messenger RNA of Thalassophryne amazonica, 2176 nucleotides long. RefSeq names its product peptidylprolyl isomerase G (cyclophilin G) (gene ppig). Gene Ontology annotation, biological process: protein folding; protein peptidyl-prolyl isomerization. Gene Ontology annotation, cellular component: nucleus. NCBI's taxonomy places the organism in Eukaryota, Metazoa, Chordata, Actinopteri, Batrachoidiformes, Batrachoididae. The record is from RefSeq and is a predicted model, not a curated record. Gene Ontology annotation, molecular function: peptidyl-prolyl cis-trans isomerase activity.